AUGACAACUUUUCUAUCUAUCUAUCUAUCUAUCAGUGUCAUUUCAUCAUCAAUCUAUCUAGCUAGCUAUCUAUAUGAAUAUUUUCAUAAUCUAUUUGAUUCUUUUCACAUCUAUUUUCUUUCUCUGUAUCGCACUUUUUUCUUUCUUUUCUUUUUUCUUUCUACCAAUUUUCGUGCUUUCUUUCUUUUUCUUUCUUUGUAUCACACUUUCUUUCCUUCUUUUUUUUCUUCUUUUUUCUUUCUACCAAUUUUUCGUGCUUUCUUUCUUUCAGUCUUUCUUCUUUCUUUCUUUCCUUCUUUCUUUCCUUCUUUUUUCUUUCUACCAAUUUUCGUGCUUUCUUUCUUUCAGUCUUUCUUUGUAUCUCUUUUCUUUCCUUCUUUCUUUCCUUCUUUUUCUUUCUUCUACCAAUUUUCGUGCUUUCUUUCUUUCAGUCUUUCUUUUGUAUCACCUUUUUUCCUUCUUUCUUUCCUUCUUUUUUUUUUCUGCAAUUUUCGUGCUUUCUUUCUUUCAGUCUUUCUUUGUAUCACACUUUCUUUCUUUCCUUCUUUCUUUCCUUCUUUUUUUUCUUUCUACAAUUUUCGUGCUUUCUUUCUUUCAGUCUUUCUUUGUAUCUCACUUUCUUUCCUUCUUUCUUUCCUUCUUUUUCUUUCUACCAAUUUUCGUUUUCUUUAUUUUAGUCUUUUUAUCUUUCUUUCCUUCUUUCUUUCCUUCUUUUUUUUCUUUCUACCAAUUUUCGUGCUUUCUUUCUUUCAGACUUUCUUUGUAUCACACCUUUCUUUCUUUCCUUCUUUCUUUCCUUCUUUUUCUUUUCAGUUUUCUUUCCUUCUUUCUUUCCUUCUUUUUCUUUCUACCAAUUUUCAUGAAUUUUUUUCCAGUCUUUCUCUGUAUCGCACUUUCUUUUGUUCUUUCUUUCCUUCUUUUUCUUUUUCUACCAAUUUUUCGUGCUUUCUUUCUUUUUCUCAUUCUUUGUAUCACACUUUCUUUCCUUCUUUCUUUCCUUCUUUUUUUUCUUUCUACCAAUUUUCGUGCUUUCUUUCUUUCAGUCUUUCUUUGUAUCACACUUCUUUCUUUCCUUCUUUUCUUUCCUUCUUUUUUCUUUCUACCAAUUUUCGUUUUCUUUUCUUUCAGUCUUUCUCUGUAUCGCACUUUUCUUUCCUUCUUUCUUUCCUUCUUUUUUCUUUCUUUUUCAGUCUUUUCUUUCAGUCUUUCUUUAUAAAACACUUUCUUUCCUUCUUUCUUUCCUUCUUUUUUUUCUUUCUUUCUUUCUUUCUACCACUUUCGUGCUUUCUUUCUUUCAGUCUUUCUUUUUUCUUUCCUUCUUUCUUUCCUUCUUUUUUCUUUCUACCAAUUUUCGUGCUUUCUUUCUUUCAGUCUUUCUUUGUAUCACACUUUCUUUCUUUCCUUCUUUCUUUCCUUCUUUUUCUUUCUACCAAUUUUCGUGCUUUCUUUCUUUCAGUCUUUCUUUGUAUCACACUUUUUCUUUCCUUCUUUCUUUUUACUUCUUUUUUUUUCUACCAAUUUUUCGUGCUUUCUUUCUUUCAGUCUUUCUUUGUAUCACACUUUCUUUCUUUCCUUCUUUCUUUUCCUUCUUUUUUCUUUCCUUUUUCGUGCUUUCUUUCUUUCAGUCUUUCUUUGUAUCACACUUUCUUUCCUUCUUUCUUUCCUUCUUUUUUCUUUCUACCAAUUUUCGUGCUUUCUUUCUUUCAGUCUUUCUUUGUAUCACACUUUCUUUCCUUCUUUCUUUCCUUCUUUUUUCUUUCUUUUUCGUUUUCUUUCUUUCAGUUUUUUCUUUCCAUUGUAUCACACUUUCUUUCCUUCUUUCUUUCCUUCUUUUUUUCUUUCUACCAAUUUUCGUGCUUUCUUUCUUUCAGUCUUUCUUUUUUUAUCACACUUUCUUUCCUUCCUUUUUCUUUCCUACUUUUUUCUUUCUACCAAUUUUCGUGCUUUCUUUAUUUCAGUCUUUCUUUGUAUCACACUUUCUUUCUUUCCUUCUUUCUUUCCUUUUUUUUCUUUCUACCAAUUUUCGUGCUUUCUUUCUUUCUUUGUAUCCACACUUUCUUUCUUUUUCUUUCUUUCCUUCUUUUUUUUUCUUUCUACCAAUUUUCGUGCUUUCUUUCUUUCAGUUUUCUUUGUGCACCUUUCUUUCCUUCUUUCUUUCUUUUUUUCUUUUUUUUCUUUCUUUCUUUCAGUCUUUUCUUUGUACACUUUCUUUCCUUCUUUUCUUUCCUUCUUUUCUUUCUACCAAUUUUCGUGCUUUCUUUCUUUCUUUUCUUUGUAUCACACUUUCUUUUUCUUUCUUUCUACCAAUUUUCGUGCUUUCUUUCUUUCAGUCUUUCUUUUGUAUCACACUUUCUUUCUUUCCUUCUUUCUUUCCUUCUUUUUUUUCUUUCUACCAAUUUUUCGUUUCCUUUCUUUCUUUCAGUUUUCUUUGUAUCACACUUUUUUCUUUCCUUCUUUCUUUCCUUCUUUUUUCUUUCUACCAAUUUUCGUGCUUUCUUUCUUUCAGUCUUUCUUUGUAUCACACUUUCUUUCCUUCCUUUCCUUCUUUUUUCUUUCUUUUUCUUUUCUUUCUUUCAGUCUUUCUUUGUAUCAUUUCUUUCUUUUCUUCUUCUUUUCCUUCUUUUUCUUUUGUAUCACCAAUUUUUCGUGCUUUUCUUUCUUUCAGUCUUUCUUUGUAUCACACUUUCUUUCUUUCCUUCUUUCUUUCCUUCUUUUUUCUUUCUACCAAUUUUCGUGCUUUCUUUCUUUCAGUCUUUCUUUGUAUCACACUUUCUUUCUUUCCUUCUUUCUUUCCUUCUUUUUUCUUUCUACCAAUUUUCGUGCUUUCUUUCUUUCAGUCUUUCUUUGUAUCACACUUUCUUUCUUUCCUUCUUUCUUUCCUUCUUUUUUUUUCACCAAUUUUUCGUGCUUUCAUUCUUUCAGUCUUUCUUUGUAUCACACUUUUCUUUCCUUCUUUUCUUUCCUUUUUUUUUUUUUCUUUCUACCAAUUUUCUGCUUUCUUUCCUUCAGUCUUUCUUUGUAUCACACUUUCUUUCCUUCUUUCUCUUUCUCUUUAUUUCUUUUCGUGCUUUCUUUAUUUUCCUUCUUUCUUUGUAUCACACUUUCUUUUCUUUCCUUCUUUUGUUCCUUCUUUUUCUUUCUUUCUUUUCUUUCUUUUCUUUCUUUCAGUCUUUUCUUUGUAUCACACUUUCUUUCCUUCUUUCUUUCCUUCUUUUUCUUUCUACCAAUUUUCUUUUCUUUCUUUCAGUCUUUCUUUGUAUCACAUUUUCUUUCCUUUUUCUUUCCUUCUUUUUCUUUCUACCAAUUUCGUGCUUUUCUUUCUUUCCAGUUUUUCUUUGUAUCACACUUUCUUUCCUUCUUUUCUUUUUCUUUUUUCUUUUCUACCAAUUUUCGUGCUUUCUUUCUUUCAGUCUUUUCUUUGUAUCACACUUUCUUUCCUUCUUUCUUUCCUUCUUUUUUUUCUUUCUACCAAUUUUCGUGCUUUCUUUCUUUCAGUCUUUCUUUGUAUCACACUUUCUUUCCUUCUUUCUUUUCCUUCUUUUUUUUCUACCAAUUUUUCGUGCUUUUUUCUUUCAGUCUUUCUUUGUAUCACACUUUCUUUCUUUCCUUCUUUCUUUCCUUCUUUUUCUUUCUACCAAUUUUUCGUGCUUUUCUUUCUUUCAGUCUUUCUUUGUAUCACACUUUCUUUCCCUUCUUUCUUUCCUUCUUUUUUCUUUCUACCAAUUUUCGUGCUUUUUUCUUUCAGUCUUUCUUUGUAUCACACUUUCUUUCUUUCUUUUUCUUUCCUUCUUUUUCUUUCUGUUUUCGUGCUUUCUUUCUUUUCAGUCUUUCUUUGUAUCACACUUUCUUUCCUUCUUUCUUUUCUUCUUUUUCUUUCUACCAAUUUUCGUGCUUUCUUUCUUUGUAUCACACUUUCUUUCCUUCUUUCUUUCCUUCUUUUUUCUUUCUACCAAUUUUCGUGCUUUCUUUCUUUCAGUCUUUCUUUGUAUCACACUUUCUUUCGUUCUUUCUUUCCUUCUUUUUUCUUUCUACCAAUUUUCGUGCUUUCUUUCUUUCCAGUUUUCUUUCUUUCUUUUCUUUCUUCUUUCUUUCCUUCUUUUUCUUUCUACUAAUUUUCGUGCUUUCCUUCUUUCAGUCUUUCUUUGUAUCACACUUUCUUUCUUUCCUUCUUUUCUUUCCUUCUUUUUUCUUUCUUUCGUGCUUUCUUUCUUUCUCUUUCUUUGUAUCACACUUUCUUUCUUUUCUUCUUUCUUUCCUUCUUUUUUUCUUUUCUACCAAUUUUUCGUGCUUUCUUUCUUUCAGUCUUUCUUUGUAUCACACUUUCUUUCCUUCUUUCUUUCCUUUUUUUCUUUCUACCAAUUUUCGUGCUUUCUUUCUUUCAGUCUUUCUUUGUAUCACACUUUUUUCUUUCCUUCUUUUUCUUUUCUUUUUUCUUUUCUUUGUUUUCGUUUUCUUUUUCUUUCAGUCUUUCUUUUUUCGUUUUUCGUGCUUUCUUUCUUUCAGUCUUUCUUUGUAUCACACUUUCUUUCCUUCUUUCUUUCCUUCUUUUUUCUUUCUACCAAUUUUCGUGCUUUCUUUCUUUCAGUCUUUCUUUGUAUCACACUUUCUUUUCCUUCUUUUUUCCUUCUUUUUUCUUUCUACCAAUUUUCGUGCUUUUCUUUCUUUCAGUCUUUCUUUGUAUCACACUUUUUCUUUCUUUCUUUUCUUUCCUACUUUUUUUCUUUCUUUUUCCUUUCUUUUUUCAGUCUUUCUUUGUAUCACACUUUUCUUUCCUUUCUUCUUUCUUUCUUUUUUUUUUUCUUUCAAUUUUCGUGUUUCUUUCUUUCAGUCUUUCUUUUAUCACACUUUCUUUCCUUCUUUUCUUUCCUUCUUUUUUUCUUUCUACCAAUUUUCGUGCUUUCUUUCUUUCAGUCUUUCAUUGUAUCACACUUUCUUUCCUUCUUUCUUUCCUUCUUUUUUUCUUUCCAGUUUUCGUUUUCUUUCUUUCAGUCUUUCUUUGUAUCACACUUUCUUUCCUUCUUUCUUUCCUUCUUUUUUCUUUUCUACCUUUUCGUGCUUUCUUUUCUUUCAGUCUUUCUUUGUAUCAUUUUUUCCUUCUUUCUUUCCUACUUUUUUUCUUUCUACCAAUUUUUCAUUCUUUCUUUGUUCAGUCUUUCUUUGUAUCACACUUUCUUUCUUUCCUUCUUUCUUUCCUUCUUUUUUCUUUUUUUUCGUUUUCUUUCUUUCAGUUUUCUUUGUAUCUUUCUUUCUUUCUUUCUUUCCUUCUUUUUCUUUCUACCAAUUUUCGUUUUCUUUCUUUCCUUCUUUUUCUUUCUUUCCUUCUUUUUUCUUUCUUUUUUCGUUACUUUCUUUCUUUCAGUCUUUCUUUGUAUUUUCUUUCCUUUUUCUUUUCCUUCUUUUUUUUUCUUUCUACCAAUUUUCGUUUUCUUUCUUUCAGUCUUUCUUUGUAUCACACUUUCUUUCCUUCUCUUUUCCUUCUUUUUUCUUUUACCAAUUUUCGUUUUCUUUCUUUCAGUCUUUCUUUGUAUCACUUUUUUCUUUCUUUCCUUCUUUCUUCCUUUUUUUCUUUUCUACCAAUUUUCGUGUUUUCUUUCUUUCAGUCUUUCUUUGUAUCACACUCUUUCCUUCUUUCUUUCCUUUUUUUUUUUUCUACCAAUUUUCGUGCUUUUUUCUUUCUGUCUUUCUUUGUAUCACAUUUUUCUUUCUUUCCUUCUUUUUCUUUCUACCAAUUUUUCGUGCUUUUUCUUUCUUUCAGUCUUUCUUUGUAUCACACUUUCUUUCCUUCUUUCUUUUCCUUCUUUUUUUCUUUCUUUUUCGUGCUUUCUUUAUUUUCAGUUUUCUUUGUAUCUUUCUUUUUUCCUUUUUUCUUUCCUUCUUUUUUUUUUUCGUUUUCGUGCUUUCUUUCUUUCAGUCUUUCUUUGUAUCACACUUUCUUUCUUUCCUUCUUUCUUUCCUUCUUUUUUCUUUCUACCAAUUUUCGUGCUUUCUUUCUUUCAGUCUUUCUUUGUAUCACACUUUCUUUCCUUCUUUCUUUCCUUCUUUUUUCUUUCUACCAAUUUUCGUGCUUUCUUUCUUUCAGUCUUUCUUUGUAUCACACUUUCUUUCUUUCCUUCUUUCUUUCCUUCUUUUUUCUUUCUACCAAUUUUCGUGCUUUCUUUCUUUCAGUCUUUCUUUGUAUCACACUUUCUUUCCUUCUUUCUUUCCUUCUUUUUUCUUUCUACCAAUUUUCGUGCUUUCUUUCUUUCAGUCUUUCUUUGUAUCACACUUCUUUUUCUUUCUUUUUUUUUCUUUCUACCAAUUUUCGUGCUUUCUUUCUUUCAGUCUUUCUUUGUAUCACACUUUCUUUCCUUCUUUCUUUCCUUCUUUUUUCUUUCUACCAAUUUUCGUGCUUUCUUUCUUUCAGUCUUUCUUUGUAUCACACUUUCUUUCCUUCUUUCUUUCCUUCUUUUUUCUUUCUACCAAUUUUCGUGCUUUCUUUUUUUCUUUCUUUCACACUUUCUUUCCUUCUUUUUCUUUCUUCUUUUUCUUUCUACCAAUUUUCGUGCUUUCUUUCUUUCAGUCUUUCUUUUUUGCCUACCCUGUCACUCUGUCUUUCUAUCUCUCUCUCUCUCUCUCUCUCCUCUCUCCCACACACACAGAGAGAGACUCACACAGGCUGACCCAUUAACACACAUUGAUUCUCGCACACUCAUUCUUGUUCACACAGAUUAUUUCUUCCUCGCAUACACAGUCUCUCUUACACACGCACUCUUCACCAAACACCACUCUCUCUUUCACACACAUGCUCUCUCUUUCUUUCCUUCUUUCUUUCCUUCUUUCUUUCCUUCUUUCUUUCUUUCUUUCUCUCUCUCUCUCUCUCUCUCUCUCUCUCUCUCUCUCUCACACACACACACACACAUACAUUCAUGUAUGGUAUCUCUCGCACGCGUGUAG
Molecule: messenger RNA, 6933 nt
Organism: Acanthosepion pharaonis
Lineage: Eukaryota; Metazoa; Mollusca; Cephalopoda; Sepiida; Sepiidae
Source: the annotation of a GenBank genome assembly